AUGAAUCUACUCUUUCUCCAGCUAAUCAUCUUGCAAGCUUUGGAACUGGUACUUGGUAAUAGAUCAACUGAUGCAACGACACUUCUCCGCUUGAAGACUUCACUGGAAGAUCCAUCCGCUGCUCUAAACAGUUGGAGUUCAAAGACUACCAGUGUCUUAUGUCAGUGGAAUGGUGUAACAUGUUCACCAGAUGGCCUGGUGAUUAGGCUGGAUCUCCGGUUCAAAUCAUUAUCUGGUGCCAUUCCCUUCGAUGUCAUUGGAGAUUUAUCUCAUCUACAGGGCUUGUUCUUGUCGGGCAACAAUCUUACUAUCUCCCCCAUCUCCUCGUCGAACAGUUCAUCAGAGUGCUCAUUGGAGUAUCUAGAUAUCUCAAACAACAGAAUCACUUCCAGUGAUAGCGUCAGCAUUCUUGAUGCAUGCACAAGGCUCAAGCUUCUCAAUCUCUCACACAAUCUCAUGUACGGAUCAUUGUCUGUGUCUUCUCUCACUAGUUGCAAAAGCUUGGAAGCUCUAGACAUCUCCCACAACCUCUUGUCUGGAGACGUUGAACAAGUGAUCAACCUGUGUGCUCGAAACCUGAAGACCCUGAAUGCCAGCCAUAAUAGCUUCACAGGUGAUCUCCCCGCUUCUCUCCCUUCGAAGCUUAGGAUUCUCAACUUAAGCUCCAAUAGAUUCACAAACGGAGAUGUCAUGAGGGAUAUAUGCUCGAGCACUGGCUCGGAAUUGGAAGAACUCAUCAUUUCAAACAACAGGUUGACGGGUCCGUUCCUCCAUACCAUUCUCCUUUGCCGAAAGCUCAAGGUGUUGGAUCUGAGCUUCAAUACAAUCAGCGGAGAAAUCCCAACUGACCUCUGCGAGAAGACAUCUAAACUGGAGCACUUUGCCGUCUGGUCAAAUGAGCUUCACGGUCCUGUACCUACGACCAUAUCUAAAUGCAGCUCAUUAGUCACUCUCAUCCUUAGCUUCAACAACCUCCAAGGUCCCAUUCCUCCCGAGGUCUCCAAGCUCCACAGCCUGGAAUGGUUGAUCCUGAGCAGCAACAACCUGUCUGGAACAAUUCCCUCAUCUCUCGGGCAGCUGAAGCGACUCACAGUGCUUGCCGUCAGUAACAACUCUCUCGAAGGUGAGCUUCCUGGUGAACUCUCUGGAUGUGAGAAGCUUGCAUGGCUAGAUCUCAACAACAACCGUCUCACGGGAGAGAUUCCUCCUCGCAUAGGGCGAUCAAAGCCAGCCCCGCUCGUGGACAACACAACAAGGGAAUUUCGGCUGGUGUUUGAUAACAACGAAGCGUAUAAGUGCCCUGGAAACCGGGGCAUCAACUCGAUUUUCCCCCUUCUCGGCAUUAGCAUCCAGGAGUUUCAGACCAAAGCUCCUAUGGUGUGUAACAAGCGGCUGUACAUCUACCAGGACAAGCUCUUCCCGGAGAUUGACAGUCUGGUAUUAGUGGACCUGUCUGGAAACCUGUUUACCGGCGCUAUUCCUGUGGAGUUUGGAGACAUGCAGAGUCUGUAUCAGAUCAGCCUGGCAAGGAACCGAAUGUCUGGCCGCAUUCCUUCCAGCCUUGGCUUUCUCAAGCGAUUGAGUACUGUGGAUCUGUCGAGCAACUUGUUCACUGGUGUGAUACCUGUAUCAUUCUCCAGGCUCCCGCUCAUGGAUUUCAAUGUCUCGUUCAACAAUUUAUCGGGAGGGAUUCCGCAGAAGGGUCAGUUGACGACGUUUCCAUUGAGUUCGUUCCAAGGGAAUUCAGGGCUAUGUGGAUCGCCUAUUUCACAGUGCCAGGAACCGGAUCAUGAAGGAUCAACACCUGAGAAGGAGGUAGGGAAUGAUGAUCAUGAUGAGGUAUUGGCAGGGAUGGUAACGGGAGCAGCUUGUUUCUUGCUAUGGAGCUUUUGUAUUUUGUUCUGGGAAAGUCUGGGGAGUUUACUUACACGAAAGUAG
This is a messenger RNA of Selaginella moellendorffii, 1938 nucleotides long. Its product is annotated as receptor-like protein kinase BRI1-like 3. Bases 1 to 1938 code for a protein of 645 amino acids. The transcript has a single exon. Gene Ontology annotation, molecular function: protein binding. The record is from RefSeq and is a predicted model, not a curated record. Lineage: Eukaryota; Viridiplantae; Streptophyta; Lycopodiopsida; Selaginellales; Selaginellaceae.